AUGCAUUCCUCUUGCAUUAUCCCUCACUCAGUAGACACUUUAGAUAUUGUCAACAGGGCGGUCCAAUUAGGGCGAGAGCAGCAGAUUCCUGUAACUGCCAGUGCUACAGUGGGGACGGCUGUAGCUGAUACAGCUGGAGCAGAAGAGAAGGCUGUAGCAGGUCAGGCUGUAGCAGGUCAGGCUGUAUCAGCCAAAGCUGCAGCUAACAAGGUUGUGGCAGAUGAGGCUGCAGCAGGUCAGGCUGCAGCAGAACGGGAGCAGCAGGAGCAAGGCAUGGGGAAGGAGGAGGAGACAGCUAAGCAUAAAGAGCAGCAGCAGGGCAGGGAGAAGGGCAGGGGGCGACAAACAUCACAUCUCCCUCGGAAGACAUCAUAUCUCCCAUUGGAGCUACUGGUGCCGGUGUUGCCACUGCAGCACGUGCUCUUUGCGUCGCUGCUCCCCUCGCUGCUCUCCCGCCUUGACUGCCUACUCACUGCCCGGGAUAUUCGGCGAUUCCUUGUGCAGCAGUAUGGGUGUGAGCGCCAGGGGGGGGUUGGUGGCGAGCGGAGGGAAGUUCAGCAGCAGCAGCAGCAGCAGCAGCAGCAGCAGGAACCGCAUUUUCCUGCUACUGAUCUCCUGCGCGCCCUCACCUGCCCCGGCACAAACGAGGGCAGCGUGGGGACAUACGAGUCAGACGAGGUGCUUGGUGACAGCUGCGUGCAGCUCACCUCCUCCUGCCACCUGUUCGCUGCUGCUGGCUUGCCACGCCAGCUGCAGCACGGCGGGCAGGGGCACGGCGGGCAGGGGCAUGGAGGGCAGGGGAACGGUGGGCAGGGGCACGGAGAAAGGAGCGGGGUGACUUUUGAGUCGACUCAAAAGUCACUUGGCUUGCCACGCCAGCUGCAGCAUGGAGGGCAGGGGCACGGGGGGCAGGGGCAGGGAGAAAGGAGCGGGAGUGUUUCAUACGAUGAAUGCAAGGCCUCCCAGCCGACAUUCGAUGGAAUGAAGGGGCAGUGCGUGAAGCUGGUAUCAAACAAGCACCUCGCAGCGCUGGCACUUAAAGCCGGUGUUCCUCCCUUGGUUCGCUGCAAGCCCUUCAGAACCCGUGACUGGUUCGGCCCUCUCGUCCCCCCCUCCCACGCUGUGCUGCUUUUGGCUGACUCCCUCUCUCACUCACUCCUCCCACCACACUCGCUUUCAGACUCCCUCUCUCACUCACUCCUCCCACCACACUCGCUUUCAGACUCCCUCUCACACUCACUCCGCCCACCACACUCGCUUUCAGACUCCCUCUCACACUCACUCCGCCCACCACACUCGCUUUCACACUCUCUCUCACACUCACUCCUCCCACCACACUCGCUUUCAGACUCCCUCUCACACUCACUCCGCCCACCACACUCGCUUUCAGACUCCCUCUCACACUCACUCCGCCCACCACACUCGCUUUCACACUCUCUCUCACACUCACUCCGCCCACCACACUCGCUUUCACACUCUCUCUCACAUGCUAAGUCUCAAGCAGCAGCCUCUCGUCCUCCAUCCCCUUCUCAGGCUACUGCAGCUUCCCAGAACCUUCCUCCGAGCCCUAAAGCACUUCUCGACUCUGCCUUUGCCUCGCUGGCAGCGGCGCGGGCAACAGCCGCCGCCAAGUCAGCGUGCCAGCUGGACAAGAAGGUGCUCGCUGACGUGGCAGAGGCCUUGGUGGGCGCCAGCUGGCGGUGCGGCGGCGCUGACAUGGCGCUGCCGGUGCUGAGGUGGCUGGGCCUGCCUACGGAGGGCGUGGGGGAACUGUUGAGGGGAGAGAUGGGGUGGAGGGGGAGAGAGGUGGAGGGGGUGGCAAAGAGAGGGGUGGUGGGAGUUGCAGCAAAGCCAGAUAUGGCACUGGGCCUUCCUACGGAGGGCGUGGGGGAGUUGCUGAGGGGAGAGAUAGGGUGGGGAGGGGGAGGGGCGGCGAGGGUGGUGGAGGGAAGCGUAGAGGGGGUGCAGAAACGAGGAGGGGUGUCGAGAUCUGCUGCUGAUUCAGAUGUGGCACUAGGAGCGAAAGCAGCAACAACAACAGCAGCAUCAGUGGCAACAACAGCAGCAGCAGCAGUGGCAACAACAACAGCAGCAGUGGCAGCAAUGGAGGCAGCACGAGGGAAACCGGAGCAAAGGGUGUGUGGCAGCAAGCACGCAUUGGAGCCGGCUAGAGGGCCGUCCCUGCUGCCGCUUCAACCGCCAGAGAAGCGACUCAAGCUGCUAGAAGGGGAGUGCGUGCAGCAGCAGCAGCAGCAGCAGCAGCAGCAGCAGCAGCAGCAGCAGCAGCAGCAGCAGCAGGAACAGCAGCAGCAGCAGCAGCAGCAGCAGCAGCAGCAGGAACAGCAGCAGCAGCAGCAGCAGCAGCAGCAGCAGCAGCAGCAGCAGCAGCAGCAGCAGCAGGAACAGCAGCAGCCGUCUCAAAAAGCUGGUUGGCUGUGGGAGCUUCAGAAUGCGAUGGGGUAUCGAUUCCAAAAUGAGGGGAUACUGAGGGAGGCGAUACGGGAGGAGGGGUUGACGUGGGAGAGGCGGUUUGUGUUCCUGGGGGAAGCUGUGUUGGAUUUUCUUGUCAUGCACCACAUGGUGCAAGCAACAUCUGGAGCACCACAUGGUUCUCCUGCCACGUCAUCGCAUGCCACGUCAGCGCACGCCGCCACGUCAUCGCUCGCCGCCCGGCUGUCCCCGCACCAGCUGACGGACCUGCGCAAGGUGGUGAUUUUCUCGGAGCGGUUCUGCCAGCUGGCGGCGCCCCCCGCUGCAGCUGGCUCGGUGCAUGUGGCUGCUGCUGGGGACAUGGGCGUGGGCAAUGAGCAGGAUUAUGAUGAUGAUGCGCAGAUGCAAUUCCCCGAGCCCACACACAUUCCUCUUGCAUACCCCAUAGCCCACACACAUUCCUCUUUCUUCGACAUGCUACAACACUGUUCACAAUUCCCCUCCUCCCUCCACUCCUCUCCCCCCUCCUAUCUCCCCUCCUCUCUCUUCUCCUCUCUCCGCUCCUCUUCUUUCUCCUCUCUCCUCCUCUCUCCCGUUCUCUCUCCUUCCCUCUCUUCCCCCCUCUCUCUCCUCCUUUCUCCUCCUCUAUCCUCCUCUCUUCGCCUCUCCCCCCUCCUUCCUUCCCUCCGUUCCCUUGUAUCUUUCUUCAUCCAUAUUUUUAUCUCUCCGCUUUCCUCUCUCCCUUCUCCCUUCCUUUCUCCCCAUCAGGACGUAUCUGAUCUAAUCAAGGCCCUCACAGCAGCAGUUUUCCUCGAUUUCACUCCUCCAAACACCUCUCCCACCGCACUCAACCCCUGCGCACCUCCCCCUCUCCAUCCCUCAUGCCCUCUCGCCGGGACGUGGCAAGUCGCUCAGGGGAGUGGGGGAGGGGGGGGGCAGUCGGGGGUGCAGUGGGGGGAUGGGUGGGGGAAGGAGUUGGGAAGAGAGUGGGGGAAAGGGGUGAAAACGGCGGGAGAAGGAAAAGGGGCGUGGAAGGAUGAGGGGGGUGGGGAAAGAAACGGGGGUAUGGUGUGUCGAAGGGAUGUGGAAGGUGAAGGAGGGGAGGAUGGGGAGGGCAGAGUGGAAAAUUGGCUGCGUGAAAAGGGCGUGGGGGAAAGAGGAGGAGGGGUGGGGGAGGAGGGGGUGGUGAUGGAAGUGGAGGUGAAAGGGUUGGUGAUGGGGAAGGGGUGGGGGGUGGAUGAUGUUGCAGCAACAAUUGAAGCAGCUGCUGGCGUGCUGAGAAGAGCCAAGGGCUUUCGGCAGCUGUACCGGGAGGGGGAGGGAGUGCUCGUGCUGGGGGGUAUGAGGGCCGCAUGGGAGGCGCAGGAAGAGAAGGCCAGGGCGGGGGAAGAGGAGGGAGGAAAGGAGGGUGAAGUGGGGAAGGAGGCAGGAGGAGGAGAAGGUGUAGCAGGGAUGGAGGAAGUUCGCCCUGAGGGUAGCUUGAAAAUUGGAGAGAAUAAUGAUUGUAAUGGUGGGCAGAAAAAGGCAGGAGGGAAGAAGAGGAAGCGUGGGAAGUCUGGAAAGGGGGUGGCAGCAGCAGUGGAAGGGGAGUCUAUGAUAGCGGCUGCUCUCGCUGCUGCUGCUGCUGCGGCUGCUCCUCCUGCUGCUGCUGCUGCUGCUGCUGCGGCUGCUCCUGCUGCUCCUGCUGCUCCUGCUCCUGUUCCUGCUCCUGCUCCUGCUCCUGCUCCUGCUCCUGCUCCUGCUCCUGCUCCUGCUCCUGCUCCUGCUCCUGCUCCUGCUCCUGCUCCUGCUCCUGCUCCUGCUGCUGCUGCUGUUGCUUCUGCAGUUGCUGGGGAUGUGCCAACGGAUGGUAGAUCCACCGAUGGUGGUGUAAUCAACGGUGUUGAAUCAACCGUUGGUGGUUCUACCGGUGCUGCUUGUGAUGGUAGUGGUGGGGAUGCGAGACCUGCUGGUGGUGACAGCUGUCAACAUGGUGGUUGGAACACUGGUGCUCCCAGGCCGUCCCUUAGCGAGGACGGAGUGGCAGCACCAGAGGCAGAACCCGGUCCGCAUAGUGGCGAGAAUCAGCAGGAGCAGCAGCACCACCACCAACAACAACACCCCCUUCUGGGCCUUCUCCCGUUCUUGCGCCCGUUCCUCCCCCUCGUCCUCCGCGCGUGGCUGUGCACCGCCAUCGCCCUCACCGCGCUGCUCCUCUUCAUCCCCCGCUUCGGCGCGCUCACCACGCUCCUCGCGCAAGGCGACCUUCGUGCUCUCUUCCGCGCGACAGGUGUGGUGCUGCUACUGGUGGGAGUGCGGUCAGCAGCGACGUACUGGCAGGACGCGUGGCUGUGGGAGGCAGCGAGCGGCGUCACUCUGGCCGUGCGGAGGGAAGCAUGGCACCACCUGCUGGGGGCUGAUCUGGGGUUCUUUGAAGGGCGCGGGGGAGGGGGAGGAGGAGGGAGAACAGAUGGGAAGGGAGGAGGUGGAGGGGAAGGGGCUGAAGUGACGGAAAUAGGAGUAACAGCAGAGGCGGCAGUAGCGACACCACCAUCGGCUGUUGCAACAGGGUCAUCGGCUGUAGCAUCAGCAACAUCAGCUGUAGCAACGGGGGACCUGGUGUAUCGAUUGACAGCGGAGGCGAGGGAGGUGGGCGAGGUGGGAGGGAAGGGGGAAACAACUGUAGCAAGGGAUGCAGCUGUAGCGGCACCAGCAGCUGUAGCGGCACCAGCAGCUGUAGCAACAGGGGACCUGGUGUAUCGAUUGACGGCGGAGGCGAGGGAGGUGGGCGAGGUGGGAGGCGGAGGGGAAGCAACUGUAGCUGGGGAUGCAGUAUCUACACAACCAGCAGCUGCAGCAGCAGAACCAGCGGCUGUAGCAACGGGGGACCUGGUGUAUCGGUUGACAGCGGAGGCGAGGGAGGUGGGCGAGGUGGUGUUUGCAAGAGGGGCAGGGGCUGCAACAGACGGGGUUGCUGUAGCAGCAGAACCAGCGGCUGUAGCGACAGGGGACCUGGUUUACAGGCUGACAGCGGAGGCGAGGGAGGUGGGCGAGGUGGUGUUUGCCGUGCUCAAGGCGGCAGUGCCAGCUGUCUGCCAGGUGGCAGUCAUGCUGACACGGAUGGUCCAGCUCAGCCCGGUGAUGACGCUGGCCACUCUGUGUGUCGUCCCACUCAUGUCAGUCAUAAUCGCCACACUUGGCGAGAGGGUUCGCCGCGUCUCUUCCGAAGCCCAGGCCUCUGUGGCGGCCCUCUCAGCGCGGAUCACCGAGGUCCUCCCGGCCAUGCUGCUCGUCAAGGCACAUGCAGCCGAGCCGUACGAGGCGCUCCUGUUCCGCCACCUGGCGGAAGCUGAUAGGUCUGCGCGGCUGAGGAAGAAAAGGCUCAAGGCGCUGUUUCCAGAGGCGAUCACGGCGGCGUAUGCGGCGGCGGUGGUGGUGCUGUUUGGAGUCGCCACGUGGGCCGUGGGGCAUGGAGGAUUAACGGGUGCCGGGAUCGUGUCUUUCUUCACGUCCCUUGUGUUACUGAUUGAGCCCAUUCAGGCAGCGGGCACAGCAUUCAACGAGCUGAAGCAGGGCCAGCCAGCCACUGAAAUCACCGCACUCCACUCCUUGUCGUCACUCUGUCUUCUUCUGUCCCUCCCCCAGGCAGCAGGCACAGCAUUCAACGAGUUGAAACAGGGCCAGCCAGCCAUUGAACGUGUGCUUUCCCUCACACGCUUGAACCCACCACACUCCACCGCUUCCCACUCCUCCUCCUCCUCCCCCUCGUCCUCCUCCUCUCCCCCCCGCACCCUUCAAGAAGAGGAAAAAGACAUUGGAAGGCUAGAGGGAGACAUUGAGUUCCAAGGGGUGUGCUUUGACUAUUUCUCACCGACAGAAGCCAGGAUACAAUCAGUGGCACCAGUAGCAGGAGAUGCCACAUCACAAGCAGCAGCAGGAGUAGCAGCAACAUUACCAGCACCAGCAGCACCAGCAGCACCAGCAGCACCAGCAGCAGCAGCAAAUGGGGAGUCGUUGGUGUUGUCAAAUGUGUCGUUCCGGGUGAGGCGGGGUGAGACAGUGGCUGUGGUGGGGCCGUCUGGGGGAGGCAAGAGCUCCCUUCUCAAGCUGCUGCUCAAGCUCUACCGCCCCUCUGCAGGUGAGGUCAUAUGCUCAAGCUCUACCGUCCCUCUGCAGGUCAGGCCACAUGGUGCAGUGGGGGGAGGCGUGGUGAGCGUGCGCCGUCAGAUUGGCUUUGUGCCACAGGAAACGGUGUGUGUAGGUGUGGUGGCGGUCGGGGGAGUGAUGGUUCUUUUUUCGGGAACAGUGGCUCAAAACAUCGCAUACGGCCAUUUGGAAUACCUCUCCUUGAAAUCUUCCAACCUGCCCGGAAAGGCAACAAAUUUGGCCAUGGUGGAACGAGCUGCCCGCCUUGCCAAUGCACACGAUUUUAUUUCUGCCCUGCCUGAAGGCUAUUUCACCCAGCUGGGGCCUAGAGGGGCGUCUCUCAGUGGCGGGCAGAGGCAGAGGCCGGCAGCAAUUGCCGAUGCUGACCGAGUGCUGCUGAUGGCCCUCAUUCUCCCCCUCCUUCCGCCCCUCCUUCCCCCCCACGUUCUCCCUCGUUCUCCCCCUUCAUUCUCCCCUUGUAUCAGCAUCGAGCAUCGAGCUAAGCUGCAGCGCAUCAUGGACCGACGAGCUUCAUUCCUCUGCUUAUCGAUCUCCCUCCUGCUCCUCCUCGCCUCCUCGCCGCAAUUCACGCCGCGCGUGGCGGCGCAAGCGGAAUACUCGGGACGGCUCGCGUAUCUGCGGAUCGUCGACGCGUUAAAGGCCAAGGGCUACUCGAUCGCGCUCGACGGACUUGGAAUCUCGGGACUCAACGACACGCUGAUCAAGCUCCUCCCGACGAGAAACGUGACGAUUCUCGUCCCCACUAACGGCGCGUUUUACAAGUUGACGGCGGCGCCGUGGAAGGGGUUAAAGAAGACGCCGGACAAGCUCCGUCAGAUCCUCGCGUACCACACGCUGCGCACGCGGAUGCGCUUCCUGGAGAUUAAAGCGCUUUCGGUUGGAACCACGGUAAGGGCGGGGCGGGCAAGGCGGUGA
Molecule: messenger RNA, 7491 nt
Organism: Closterium sp. Naga37s-1
Lineage: Eukaryota; Viridiplantae; Streptophyta; Zygnematophyceae; Desmidiales; Closteriaceae
Source: the annotation of a GenBank genome assembly